Messenger RNA from Phytophthora nicotianae INRA-310, 1526 nucleotides. RefSeq lists its product as hypothetical. NCBI's taxonomy places the organism in Eukaryota, Oomycota, Peronosporomycetes, Peronosporales, Peronosporaceae. Bases 67 to 1005 code for a protein of 312 amino acids. The transcript is spliced from 2 exons. The record is from RefSeq and is a predicted model, not a curated record.
UUCUGAGAGAUCCCAAGUCUCUUCCACAUUUCGUCACACCAGCUAAUCAUAGUCUGGUGUACCAACAUGAACACCUUCAAGGCUUCCCUGGACGACGCGUCUACAAUAAUUGGCGAUGUGAUGGAGUUCGUGGACACCAUGCACAGCGGUGACAGCAAUCCCAGCGCCACUGAGAGCUUAGGAAGUGAGAGUGACAGCAUUGAUGACGCCUCACACGUUGCGAUGGUGAGGACGGCGCCGGAACCGCAGCACAUGUCUGCGCAGCAGAAGGCGAAGAAGCCAGACAGGCGAAAACAGGGACCAGUGCCGUACACGACGGGGCUACAGCGGCGUAAAAGAAUCGAGCUGCUUACGCUUCGGCAAGAAGCUCAGAGGUUGAACGAACUGCUAGCUCAGCUCCAACAAAGGCGUCAUGAACACCUGGCGAUUGCGGCAGACUCUACUACCGGUAUUGAAGGUAGUAAUGGAUGGCGAAGUCUGGCGGCGAUCGAGUGCGAAGGACGUGAGCAAGCGGAGAGAACAAACCGCGAGUUGAAAGUCAUAUUGGCAAAUCAACAGAAGACAGGUGAGGCUAUUCGAAAAAUACUUAGGAAGCGUGGUGUUUUGGAGGGUCGCAACUUUGUUUUCCAGGUGAAGCCUGUUGUAGAGCGUUUUCCAUCCCGUCUCGACUACAGCGAUGCCAUUCUGGGAGAUUUGGCUAGCGGUUUGGAAUCUCUGCGACUGGAUGCGGAAAUGAUUUUUCCGACAAUAGACGACAAGCACUGCACGAUCAUCUCCCACAGUCGAGAUAAAAUGAACGCAUCGAAUGGGCAUCACGUGGCCGAAGUAAGUACCAUCACACCAUUGGCGUGCUCGAUGCAAAACGCGGGAGACCUACUCUGGCGCUUUGUUAGUACCGAUGUCGACUCAUCUUUCUACUCGGUACGUGGUGCGUUGCUGGUUCUCAUGGUGUGGUGGAGACUGACCUAUUGCUUUGGCUUCAUGACACUAGAUUCGCAAAACUAAUCCCUACUCGUUCGAAAUGAAUUGUGUCGCUAAAUCUCGUGAUGGACCUCAAAACAUCGACGGUGUAGUUAUUUAUCGCCGCUACGACGAGCACAAUAGCAUUGUAGUCGUCGGGAGAUCGACGUGGUUUUUCCCGACUGGAGGACUUCAGUUUGAAGACACAGCCUUAACAGUAAUUUCGCCAUCGUCGUCAGAUCCGUUGCGCUGCUGCACUGUUCAAACGCGCUAUGAGUUGCAAGCCAAGAUCACGGACCUCUCAGUGCUGCCAUCAGAUUUUGCACAAGUCGAGAACGCCGUCAUGUCGUCGGUCGGCAGAAAACUGCGCAACGCCAUGCAAGCGCUGCAAAAUGCUCUUCUCAGCGAAGUGGAAUUAGGAUCAUGUCAAGCGCUCUUGACAUGAGUGCUUCAUUACUUGCCACCAUAUUUUACCCGAAAAACGCUACCACUGGUAACUUACGAGUAGUAUAUGAGACCCCGCAAAACAAAAGAAUGCUUGUUAUUAACCAUUUGUUGAAGUGCGA